Molecule: messenger RNA, 288 nt
Organism: Nezara viridula (southern green stink bug)
Lineage: Eukaryota; Metazoa; Arthropoda; Insecta; Hemiptera; Pentatomidae
Source: the annotation of a GenBank genome assembly
AUGCCGGGCGGACAUAUGGUCCCUGCCCGCCCGCGCGAAGCUUCUACCCUCCCUCGACAUGGCAGGGUCCCUUCAAAAGAAUGCCCUGCUCUCAAUAGUUUCCAACCUAAUCGAUUUAUCACUACCCUUCCGGUCCACCAUAAAUUCCGUGAGACCUUCGGAGAGAGAGAGUUCACCGUGAGAGGCCUCUGGUUUGGGUCUCGCGGAACUAUCCCAAGAAGAACAAGGAGCUUCCUCGAGGAACUAGGUGUCGACAUUAAGGACGUAGCGAGGUUGGCUGAAAUAUAG